GCAACGGUUUUUUUAAACGUCCAUGUUAAAGCAAAAUGUGGUAACUUAGUUACUGUCACAGCCGGGCAUGAAUUAUUUAAACCCUGCUUACUUAUUAGUUGCUUGGUUUCCUGCUGGACAAAAGUCUUGACAUUUGCAGUUUGACCCAGUGUGAAUGUGACAGGAAUCCAGGAGGGAGUUGGCUUUGCUCUCGACUCUGUUUUUGAUCCAACUAAAGCUCCAGCUGUCAAGAGAUUCCAAUAAACUUUUCUCUUACAUUAUUAAAACGACAAUGUUUUUACUGUGCCGUUCAAAACGCAGAAAAGCAACCCAUUAAGGACGAUGCUGACCAUUUUUGGACACGACAAGCUUCAGAUAUCACGAAUUAUCCGGGACUCCGGUGACAGGCAUAUCUAGAUGAGUUUUAUUUUAUGAACUCGAGGCUGUCUGGAAGCUUUUCGGUCGUUUUAUAACACGUCUUCUCGUGGAUAUAUCGACAUACAACAUGGGCGACUCUAAUUUGAACAACUCCAAUGUGAAGGUGGCGGUUCGGGUCCGGCCCAUGAACCGGAGAGAAAAGGAUCUGAACACAAAAUGUGUUGUGGAAAUGGAGGGGAAUCAAACAUUUCUGUACCCGGCAAACCUGGGAAAAGAUUCCAGCAGGGGUCAGCCAAAGACCUUCGCCUAUGACCACUGUUUUUGGUCGAUGGAUGAGUCGGAGACAGAGAAGUUUGCUGGUCAAGAUGUAGUUUUCCAGUGCCUUGGGGAGAGUCUUUUGCACAAUGCUUUUCAGGGUUACAACGCCUGUAUUUUUGCUUAUGGGCAGACUGGCUCUGGAAAGUCGUACACCAUGAUGGGUUCGGUGGACCAGCCUGGUUUGAUCCCCAGACUCUGCAGUUCUCUGUUUGACCGGACCAUACAACACCAGCGAGAGGAAGAGAGCUUCACCGUAGAAGUCUCUUUUAUGGAAAUCUACAACGAGAAAGUCCGGGACCUUUUGGACCCCAAAGGGAGUCGACAGGCCUUGAGAGUGAGAGAACAUAAAGUUUUGGGGCCUUAUGUUGAUGGUCUGUCCAGACUUGCGGUUGAAAGUUACAAGGACAUAGAGUCCUUGAUGUCUGAGGGGAAUAAAUCCCGCACUGUGGCGGCCACCAAUAUGAAUGAGGAGAGCAGUCGCUCCCAUGCGGUUUUCAAUAUCAUCCUCACGCACACGCUGAAGGACCUGCAUUCAGGGACAAGUGGGGAAAAGGUGAGUAAGCUGAGUUUGGUGGACCUGGCAGGAAGUGAGAGAGCUGCAAAGACGGGCGCUGCAGGCGAGCGGCUCAAGGAAGGCAGCAACAUCAACAAGUCUUUAACCACUCUGGGUUUGGUGAUCUCAGCUCUGGCAGACCAGGGCGCUGGAAAGAACAAGAACAAGUUUGUGCCCUACAGAGAUUCAGUGCUGACAUGGCUGCUCAAGGACAGUCUGGGUGGAAACAGUCGGACUGCCAUGGUUGCCACCGUGAGCCCUGCGGCCGAUAAUUACGAUGAGACGCUGUCAACGUUACGCUAUGCAGACCGAGCAAAGAGCAUCGUCAACCACGCCGUGGUCAACGAAGACCCUAACGCCAGGAUCAUCCGGGAGCUCCGAGAGGAGGUGGAGAAACUGCGAGAUCAGCUGACGCAGGCUGAGUCUAUGAAGGCGCCAGAGCUGAAGGAUAGACUGGAGGAGUCUGAAAAAUUGAUACAGGAGAUGACGGUCACCUGGGAAGAGAAGCUGAGGAAGACUGAGGAAAUUGCACAAGAAAGACAAAAACAGCUGGAGAGCCUUGGCAUCUCUCUGCAAUCUUCUGGUAUCAAGGUUGGAGAAGAUAAGUGCUUCCUGGUCAAUCUCAACGCUGACCCUGCCCUUAAUGAACUACUGGUUUAUUAUCUAAAGGAACACACUAAGGUUGGAUCAGCAGAUUCCCAGGACAUCCAGCUGUGCGGAAUGGGCAUCCAAGCAGAGCAUUGUGUCAUUAACAUCACACCUGAGGGAGCUGUCUUUCUCAACCCUUACAGAAACUCAAGAACAUGUGUGAACGGAUCUCCAGUCACCAGCCGGCAACAGCUUCACCAUGGUGACCGUAUUUUUUGGGGAAACAAUCACUUUUUCAGAAUAAACCUACCGAAGCGGCGCUUAAGGGGUGAGGAAGAGGAGGGUGAGGGUGAGGGAGGGAGCAUGAAGAACAGUAACAGCAGUGAGCAGCUGGACGGAGAGGGAGAUACUGCCAGCGAGGUGUCCAGUGAGGUCAGCUUCAGCUACGAGUUUGCUCAGACUGAAGUCAUGAUGAAGGCUUUGGGCAGCAACGACCCUAUGCAGGCUGUUUUACAAUCUCUGGAGCGUCAACACGAAGAGGAAAAGAAGACUGCUCUGGAGCGUCAGCGGCUGAUGUACGAGCAGGAGCUGCAGCAGCUGCGCAGACAGCUGACUCCAGACAGGCAGAGCAUGCAGAUACCGCAGUCGCAGCCCUUGCAGCCGCACUACCGCAGCUUGGAGAGACUGAGCCAGGGAGGAAUGUCAUCAUCACCCAACGCCCAGCACCGCCUGCGCCAGUGGAGUGAGGAGAGGGAGGUGGUAGUGACACGGAGCUUGCGGAAACUGAGGGAGCAGAUCGUACGGGCUAAUCUGCUAGUACAGGAGGCGAGCUUCAUCGCGGAAGAGCUGGACAAAAGAACCGAGUACAGAGUUACUUUACAGAUCCCUGCUGCAAACCUCAAUGCCAACAGGAAGCGAGAUGCUGUCCUGAGUGAACCCGCGAUUCAAGUGAGGAGGAAAGGCAAAGGGAAGCAAAUCUGGGCCCUUGAGAAGAUGGAAAACCGGCUGGUGGAUAUGAGAGACCUUUACCAAGAGUGGAAGGACUUUGACGAGGACAACCCCGUGAUGCGCUCGUACUUCAAGAGAGCCGACCCUUUCUUCGAUGAGCAGGUGAACCACAGUUUAAUCGGGGUGGCUAACGUUUUCCUCUCCUGCCUGUUCUAUGACGUAAAGCUACAAUAUGCAGUUCCCAUCAUCAAUCAGAAAGGAGAGGUUGCCGGGCGACUGCAUGUGGAGGUAAUGAGGAUGGGUGGAGGGUUUGAUGAUGGCGUAGCUGGAGGAGAUGACAGCGAUGGAAGCCCGGAUGGAGAUGUACAGGAACGCAAGCUGGUCUGUAUGAUUAAGAUCCUGCAGGCUACAGGUCUCCCACAGUACCUGUCCAAUUUUGUCUUCUGUCAGUACUCUUUCUGGGACCAAGCAGAGCCUGUUAUUGUGGCCCCGGAAGUAGAUCCAUCUGCCUCCUUCUCCAGCAGCAAAGACCCCCACUGCAUGGUGGUGUUUGACAGCUGUAAGGAACAUGCUGUGACUGUAACAGAGGAAUUUAUCGAGUAUCUAACAGAGGGUGCUGUAGCCAUUGAGGUUUUCGGACACAGACAGGCUGAUCCAGGCAGGAACCCUGCGCUGUGGGAUCUCAGCAUCAUCCAGGCCAAAACACGCACAUUACGUGACAGGUGGAGUGAGGUAACCCGCAAGUUGGAGAUGUGGGUGCAGAUUCUGGAGCUGAAUGAGAACGGAGAGUACAUUCCCGUGGAGGUGGUGUCAGCGCGAGAUAUUCGCACGGGUGGCAUCUUCCAGCUCAAACAGGGCCAGUCUCGGCGGGUUCAAGUGGAGGUACGUUCAGUGCAGGACUCCGGCACGAUGCCUUUGAUAUCAGAGAUCAUUCUGGGAGUGUCCGUUGGCUGUGUGGAGAUCAGGCAGGUGCGGAUGACCAAAAACAAUGAGCCACAAGAGCCUGAGGGUGAUGAAAUGGACAGUUAUCAGGAGCGUGAUUUAGAGCGUCUGCGGCGUCAGUGGCUCACCGCUCUCACUAAGAGACAAGAAUAUCUGGACCAACAUCUUCAGACCUUGGUCAGCAAAACAGAUAAGUCUGAAGAUGACGUGGAGAGGGAGGCCCAGCUGCUUGAGUGGCGUCUGACGCUCACGGAGGAGAGAAAUGCAGUGAUGGUGCCCUCUGCUGGCAGUGGAAUACCAGGAGCUCCUGCUGAGUGGGUACCAGUACCUGGGAUGGAAACUCACAUUCCAGUGCUCUUCCUCGACUUGAGCGCUGAUGACUUCAGCUCUCAGGAGAACCUAGACGUUCCCGAGGCAGGCGGCUGGGACGCUAUGCUCAGCUCAGAAGAUGAGGAUGAAUUUUUUGACCUUCAGAUCGUCAAACACUAUGAUGGAGAGGUGAAAGCCGAAGCCUCUUGGGACUCCACGGUUCAUGAAUGUCCACAGCUGAGUCGAGGGGCCGCCCCAGAUCAGAGAGUAUACUUGAUCGUCCGCACCGUGGUACAGCUCAGCCACCCUGCAGAGAUGCAGCUAGUCCUGCGCAAACGCAUCUGUGUGAACCUCACUGGACGACAGGGUUUUGCCCAAAAUUUCUUGAGAAGAAUGUCCACCAGGAGCACUAUUCCCGGCUGUGGUGUGACCUUUGAAGUUGUCUCCAACAUCCCAGGGGACAGUCAGAGCUCAGAGGACAGGGAGAUGCUGGCCCGUGUGGCCACCAGCGCUGAGAACGCCAAAUCCUUAGACAAUGAAGCUGCCACAGAGAAGUACCUUCGGAGCGUCCUGGCCGUGGAGAACAUCCUCACACUGGACCGUCUGAGACAGGAGGUGGCAGUGAAGGAGCAUUUGGCAGGUAAAGGCAAGGGCAGCAGACGCAGUCUCAGCUCUCCCAGUGUGCACCGGUUAUCUGGAAGCAGACAGGAUCUGUCACUAAACUCAGUGCUGGAUGACAACAAGAAUCGAUGGGAGAGUCAGCAGGAUAUCUUCGGUACAUCCUCCCAGAUUAGCAAAACACUGCCACGACCAUCCAGACCUCCUACACAGAAUCAGGACCCUGAGCAAGGUUUCUCAGGGCUUGCUGCUUCUUAUAUCUCCACAGUCAAGGUCCUGGUCCCUCAGAUGCCCAAGCUGCUCAAGUCCCUGUUCCCCGUGCGUGAAGACAAGAAAGAUUUGAGACCCUCUCCACAGUCACAACAGCAUAUGCCACGAAUAAUGAUGCAAACAGCCAGCAACCCUGAUGAAGGAAGAGUAAGAAUAGAACCAGUCGCAGUAAUGGGGAAGAGUCCUGCUUCAGACAGACACUCAGAUGCUCCUGAUGCCCCGUCCUUUCUGCAUGAUCCGCAUGACCUGCCCCUGAGCCCCAUCAGCGAGGCCUCCAGUGGCUAUUUCUCUACUAGUGUCUCCACUGCCACCCUUUCCGAUGUCUCCAUUGCUUGCGGGGACCUUACCCCUACUCCCAAUACCCAAACUGGCCCCGUAGCAUCCAGGCAAAGGGGAGACGACACUGAAGACUGUCUACCCACCCCUGUUAAUGCCUCUGCUCCUGUAGAAGCUGGGCUAAGAUCUGACAGGCAUAGAAAAGAGGAAGAUAGCCACAGGAAUGGCGUCACCACCUCCCAGCAGGAAGUACAGCUAAACGCAAACCCUCCCCUGGUGAUGAGUACCUCCAUAGACAACCCUUUCUCCCUCCAGAAGGUCAAAGCCAAUGAACUCAGGUCUUUCAGUAACAUUCUUGGAGACGGUAGCGGGAAAGCAACCACAAUGCAAUCGGAGCAAACUAACAGCCUGGAAAAGCUGGAGAUAACUUUUGAGGAUGUAGAACCCAAGGAACUUGCUUGGCUCAAGGUGGGAGGGAGAGUCACUGUAGGAACCAGUAAGUCUGGCACGGUCCGCUACAUUGGGCCAACGCACUUCUCUGAGGGCGUCUGGGUCGGCGUUGAGCUGGACACUCCCUCAGGUAAGAACGAUGGUUCCAUUGAGGGCCAGCAGUACUUCCGAUGCAACCCUGGUUACGGGGUGCUAGUCCGUCCAGAUCGGCUGACUCGAAGGGAAACUUCCAAAAGACACACCGAAAAUCGGCGCAGCGGAGAGUUUAGUCAGCAACUGAGGGGAGGAGCCGGCACUGCCAUUCAAAAAGGAGAGAAUCGCAAAUCCUGGACCAGCUAAUUGACAAUGAGCUGAGCAGGACCGAACAUCCACAGCUGAGCUACACCUCCAACAUCGCAAUCUAACGGGGGAGGUCACCUCUAUCCAUCAGUGUUCUUGGGCUUUGCAUGGAGGUGGUACAACGUUCCCUUACAAACUUCUCUAUCAGUUUCGGUGCUAUGCUUAAUGUGUAGCAUGUGGGAGUGCUAUGAAUUUUAACAAGCUGCUUCAGCUAUGUUCCUUGGGAUUUGUUGGUUUGGUAACUCAAGCAAGCCUCCUUGAGGUGACCGUAAAUGAAUCUUCCAGGUCUUUGGGAUCAACCCAUCAUUCUUCUUGUUUGUGCCCUGGUUUUAUCAAGAGUCCAUUUUUGGACUUGAUAGUGCAGAUUAUGC
Rhinichthys klamathensis goyatoka is the source of this 6339-nucleotide messenger RNA. RefSeq names its product kinesin family member 13Ba (gene kif13ba). The record is from RefSeq and is a predicted model, not a curated record. Gene Ontology annotation, biological process: regulation of protein localization; microtubule-based movement. Gene Ontology annotation, molecular function: cell adhesion molecule binding; microtubule binding; ATP binding. The coding region runs from base 485 to 5968 and encodes 1827 amino acids. NCBI's taxonomy places the organism in Eukaryota, Metazoa, Chordata, Actinopteri, Cypriniformes, Leuciscidae. Gene Ontology annotation, cellular component: adherens junction. The transcript is spliced from 40 exons.